CGCGCCGAAAGGUGGAGGGCCCAAACUCUAGGUUAAUAAUUGAAAAAAAAAGAAAAAAAAAAGAAAAAAGGAAGUUGCAAAAGCAAUAAAAGUGAGGACUUCUCCCAAAAGGCGAGAAGUGGGAAAUGAUUAGAUGGUUGUUGUCUUGAUUUGUAGCCUAGUUGAUUUGAGUUUGUAAGUCCGUUGGGGUGUUUUAACACCUAAUACCCUAAAGCCAUCUGGUUUGGGAGUCAUUGACCUAAAGCUCGCUACAUGAAUCUUCUAGAAAGCUUAAGAGAUCAACACAUUAUACAAUAUUUCCUUGUUUCGAUUUUCAUGGUUUAUAUAGUAUAUGUUGGAGAACAUAGCGGGGAGAAAACGUUACAUGAAAUUGAAGAAGCCCAUCACUUGUAUCUUCUCUCAGUAAAGAAUUCUAAAGAAGAAGCAAAAGCUUCCCUUAUUUACAGUUACAAGAACAUCAUUAAUGGCUUCUCAGCAUUGCUCACCCCAGACGAAGCUGCAAAGUUAUCAGAAAAGGAAGAAGUGAUUUCAGUGUUUCGAAGCCGUCCAAGAAGAUACAGUCUUCAAACCACAAGAUCAUGGGAUUUUGUAAACUCACUUGAAGCAGCAGGAGAUUCAUUGAACAAUGCAAAUAAUUUCGGAGAAUUACAGCAUAAAGCAAAUUAUGGAAAAGAUGUCAUUGUUGGGGUCUUGGAUAGUGGUGUAUGGCCAGAGUCGCAGAGUUUCAGUGACGAAGGGAUGGAGCCAAUUCCAAAUUCAUGGAAAGGAAUCUGUCAACAUGGAGUUGCCUUCAACCAAUCUCAUUGUAAUAGAAAAUUAAUAGGUGCUAGAUACUAUUUAAAGGGUUAUGAAGCAUACUAUGGUCGUCUCAACGAUACAGAGGACUAUAGGUCACCCCGUGACAAGAAUGGCCAUGGAACCCACACAGCUUCUACAGUUGGAGGCCGACAAGUUCCUAACAUUGCAAUGUUUAAUAGAUUCGCCAAUGGUACAGCCUCCGGUGGUGCCCCACUCGUGCGUCUUGCCAUCUACAAAGUAUGUUGGCCGAUCCCAGGGAAGCCUAAAGGGAAUGGAAACACCUGCUUUAAUGAAGACAUGAUUGCAGCCUUCGAUGAUGCCAUUGCCGAUGGUGUUGAUGUGCUUAGCAUCUCCAUCGGGGCAUCCAAUCUUACUCCAUACACAGAAGAUGGGAUUGCAAUUGGGGCAUUACAUGCCAUGAAGAGAAACAUUGUUGUGGCAUGUAGUGCUGGCAACACUGGCCCUGCCUCAUCAACUGUCAAAAAUGUGGCACCAUGGAUCCUCACUGUUGGGGCAAGUAGCAUAGACCGAGUCUUUAGCUCGCCUGUUGUGUUAGGAAAUGGCAUGAAAAUUGAGGGACAAACGAUAACCCCAUAUAAGUUGCACAAUAUGUACCCACUGGUCUAUGCAGGAAAUGGAGAACUACCUGGCACAGUUACGAAUAGAACAACGGGACAAUGCCUUCCUGGUAGCCUCUCCCCAGAUUUAAUGAAAGGAAAGAUUAUUUUUUGCUUGAGUGGAAACAUUGGAAAUGCUGAAAAAGGUUUGGUGGUGAAAAGAGCUGGGGGUGUUGGUAUGAUUGUAGAGAACCCUGAGAAUGGCAUCGGAAUAUUAGUUAAUGCUCAUUUACUUCCUGGAACAACAAUAUUUUCCAACGAUUCAGCUACAAUUCUCAAUUACAUAAGCACUGAUAAGAAUCCAAUGGCAACAAUAAUCCCAGCGCGAACAGUUCUUAACACUAAGCCAGCACCAUUCAUGGCAGCUUUCUCGUCCAGAGGUCCAAACGGCCUUGAUCCUAAUAUUCUCAAGCCUGACAUUACUGCUCCAGGAUUAAAUAUCUUGGCAGCAUGGAUUGAGGACACCUCCCCCACAUAUUUGGCUGAUGAUCAUCGAGUAGUCAAGUACAACAUUCUCUCUGGCACUUCCAUGUCCUGCCCUCAUGUGGCUGCUGCAGCUGCACUCGUCAAAGCCAUACACCCUGAUUGGAGCAGUGCGGCUAUAAAAUCUGCUCUAAUGACCACUGCCGGAGUAAACAAUAACAUGGGGACGCAGAUGACAGAUGCAUUAGGGAAUCUCGCAACCCCCUUCCAGUAUGGAGCUGGCCACUUCCAACCAACAAAAGCAGCUGAUCCUGGUCUUGUUUACGACACCACUUACAGGGACUACCUUAUCUUCCUCUGCAAUUUUAGUACUGGUGUCAAUAAAUUUGAACCAUCAUUUCAGUGCCCAGAGCAAUUGCCUUCAUCAAGCAAUCUAAACUACCCAUCCCUUGCAAUUGCCAAACUCAAUGGCACCAUGACUGUGAACAGGACUGUCACAAAUGUCGAUAGCAGUGGAGGUGUGUACACUUUGACAAUCGAAAAACCAGUUGGAUAUUUGGUAGAGAUCUCUCCAACAAUUUUACAAUUUAACCAUUUAGGGGAGAAGAAGAAGUUCACCAUUACAGUCAAAGAAGAAAGUGGGAUGAAUAAAACAGGUGAAUAUGCAUUUGGUUGGUAUGUGUGGAGUGAUGGGAUUCAUAUAGUAAAAAGUCCCAUUGCAGUGUCCUCAGCAUAG
Cornus florida is the source of this 2574-nucleotide messenger RNA. RefSeq names its product subtilisin-like protease SBT5.6. The transcript is spliced from 10 exons. Bases 253 to 2574 code for a protein of 773 amino acids. Gene Ontology annotation, biological process: proteolysis. The record is from RefSeq and is a predicted model, not a curated record. Gene Ontology annotation, molecular function: serine-type endopeptidase activity. NCBI's taxonomy places the organism in Eukaryota, Viridiplantae, Streptophyta, Magnoliopsida, Cornales, Cornaceae.